AUGCGCGCAAGCAGAGGUAGAAGUCUGCCGCUCCGCUCCUCCUCCCGUCCGCUCACAGCUGCGGUUGCCACUCAUGCCUUAGGUGCCACAUCAACUUCGCACACCAGUCCCGCGGCAGCAGCGGUGCCUGCGCACACUCAGCGACAGCAGGCGGGCAAGCAAGCAGGGGAGGGACCGGGAAGAGGUGGCAGAGAGCUCUCGCACCCAUCCACCACCACCGUGCCACUGCUAUCACCUGCAGCAUGGUCAGCUACUGCUCCCGCAGGCCGAUGA
This is a messenger RNA of Hydatigera taeniaeformis, 273 nucleotides long. The record is from the annotation of a GenBank genome assembly. Lineage: Eukaryota; Metazoa; Platyhelminthes; Cestoda; Cyclophyllidea; Taeniidae.